Chlamydomonas reinhardtii is the source of this 1290-nucleotide messenger RNA. RefSeq lists its product as uncharacterized. Lineage: Eukaryota; Viridiplantae; Chlorophyta; Chlorophyceae; Chlamydomonadales; Chlamydomonadaceae. The transcript is spliced from 2 exons. The record is from RefSeq and is a predicted model, not a curated record. The coding region runs from base 72 to 374 and encodes 100 amino acids.
GUGCCGUGAAUUUCGCACUCUGGGCCUGCAACCUGCCAACCCUGCGCGUCCUGCGCGCCACGCCUGACGGCAUGGCCGUUGCAGCAUUCAACGUUCUCCAGCCAACCACUCCCACCGCGCCCGGCAACGCACUUGCACCCACUCCUGGUCCUCCCACCAUCACCAACACGCCUGACGUGGCGUGGAGCGUGUACGGCCACGGAUUCGAAGUCGUGCACCUGUGGGAAGCCUGGCACGCGCCCGUUUCCGUAGAUAAAUGGCGGCGCCUGCAUGCUGCUCUCCUGCACAUGAUGCACUCUCGCCAUGGCGCACCACCCGACAUGAUCAACGUGCUCCCGUAUCAGCUUGCGUGGGUACUAGCGCACGUGCCCUAAACGAGGCUAGCUCUGCUUGCAUCUGCACCACGACUUGCAACAAGGGAGACGUAGGCCUCACACAUCAAUGACGGCUGUUGAGCACAGAUCAUCACAAGCGCUGAGGUGGUAUAGCUGUUGUUGUUGCACUGUUGCGUGUCUUCACAGUCUGCCUCACGGAUGGGCACCACCAUAGAAGCACUAAUGAUGUUGGGGGCGGUCGUUACGUUUGCCUUGACCGAGCGCUAGAAUUGAUGGCAUAUCGUAAGAAGGCUCAAAGGGCUGUAUCUAGGCGUGUUGACUGUUGACGGCGGGAGACAGGGAUUCCCCUGACGGCAGACUCGGGUUACGUCGGCGGGACGCAGCAAGGAGUGGGCGUAUCAUGUCGGUGUCCACAUCGUGCGGAUCAGUGGCGGAGCCCCGGAAACAAUUUUGAGGAGGAGGAGGGUGUGCACAAUCAGGCCCCCGGCCUAGCUGGUAGCGAUUUGACUCGUCCUUACGGCAGAAGGGACCCGGGUACAAAUCCGGAUAAAAGCCCAAUUAUGCAAAAGGCGAAAAAUUGGUGCGAAACCGAUCGGUGAUCCCACGAAUGAAAAAGGUCGUGGUGCAGAAGUCCGAAGUGUAGAGGCGUCCAAGGUGCGGUCCAAGGUCCAAGAUCCAAGGUCGAAGCAGGAGCGCCAUGGCUCUGGCAUGUUGCAACUAACUGGCAUUGCUCCGCAGCUUUAGUGCGGCGUUCCCUAGCGACAUAGGGUGAUGGCUAGGAUAGGGUGGCGCUGAUUGGCUAGGAUAAGGUGGCUCGGAUGUGCUAGGAUGAUGGUGGCUAGGAUGCGGUGGUGCAGACCGUAGAGUCCGCUUGGCAGUGCUGGGGUUGCACUCGCAAGCGAUUCUCCGAUAAUCUCACGCUAGGAGCUUAGGCCCAGUGUAACCUUUCUUUCUU